Eleginops maclovinus (Patagonian blennie) is the source of this 4018-nucleotide messenger RNA. Its product is annotated as interleukin-10 receptor subunit beta-like. The record is from RefSeq and is a predicted model, not a curated record. The transcript has 7 exons. Gene Ontology annotation, biological process: cytokine-mediated signaling pathway. The coding region runs from base 127 to 1098 and encodes 323 amino acids. Gene Ontology annotation, cellular component: plasma membrane. Lineage: Eukaryota; Metazoa; Chordata; Actinopteri; Perciformes; Eleginopidae. Gene Ontology annotation, molecular function: cytokine receptor activity; protein binding.
UCUCUCUCUCUCUCUCUCUCUCUGUCUCUCUGUCUCUCUGUCUCUCUCUCUCUGUCUGUCUCUGUCUCACACACAGACACACAGCUGGACUGCAUUAUACACUGACUGAAGAGUUUUUCGGACAACAUGUCAGCCGCUGUUUGCGUCUUGAUUCUGUCAGCACUGUGGGGACACACAGUGGUUUCAGGAGACCUCAGCAGACCCACUAAAGUCCGCCUGACCUCUCAUGACAUGAACCUGGUCCUGAGCUGGGACUUGCCUGCAGAACCAGCCGGCCUGCUGUACACAACGGAGUACAGAUCCUCAGUGAUAAAUUACAGAGCGGGCUGUGUGAAUAUCUCCACCCUUGAAUGUGACUUCACCCGCCACAGCAUUCCACAAACCAUAUAUCAGUUUGGAAAGUAUACAGCCAGGGUGCGGGCGCAUUCGGGGACAGAGACCUCCGCAUGGGUGGAAAGUAACAACGUUGCCAUGGACAAAGAGACCAACAUCAGUUCUCCCAUUAUCUCUCUCCUCUCCAACGGUGCUGCCAUUGAGGUUAUCAUUCAAGAUCCAGUGUUCAGGAUCUCUUCACUCAGACAGGUUUACAGCUCAGCCACCUACAACAUCACCUACUGGCAGGACAGCCAGAAGCAAAAGACAAGGAGCAUCAGCAACAUCCAGCAGAGUCGGGUGGUUCUCAGUGACCUGGAGCCCUGGACCAAGUACUGCGUCAAGGUCCAAAUCAGUACCGGGAGGAUCUCCAACAACCUCAGCCAGCCCAGCGCCGAUGUUUGUGAGAGCACCACCAUCGAUAAAGAGGUUCCUUGGGUGGCAGCCGUGGUGACGUUUAUCACCAUGGCGAUUGCAGUUGCUCUGGUGGUGGUUGCGGUGGUGUAUCGGAAACGUAUAUCCCACCUUCUCUGUCCAAAAGACUCACUGCCUCAGCACUUUAAAGAGGACCUCAUGGUACGCCCUAACUCGUCCAUGUACAUAGCCAUGUGUAACUCCCAUCCAUCGGAGGAGAUCUUCCACCAGGUGAGCAUCAUUCCAGACAGCAGCAUCAUUGAGGCAGAGCGCCCUCUGGAGGCAGAGCCGCCUCACACCACACAGACAUAGAAGAAGGAUGAGAACAGCAGAGCUCAUGAAGAAGAACUGAUCUGCAGUCAGGUGAAACUGAGACAGAUUAUCAGCAGGGACACUGAGAAACAGUGAAAGCAUGGAUUUUUGCCUGACAUCAGAGUUUGGAUGCCACGCAUUUACCGGCAGUCCCAUAUGAAUCAGUGGCUGUGAAGAGGUGAGAGGGCAGAGCCAGAGGGCUGCAACGGCAGGACUGAUCACUCAUCCUGGCGGUAUCACUCCUGUGAUGUACAGUUGUAAUGAUGUGCACAUUUCACAACAUGCUGACAGAAGGAACAUUGCACCCACAAAAGUAUUGAUGCUGCCAUGGUCUGGCUGGGAGGGUUACUUUAAAAAUGUAAUUGUUAGUUACCUGUAAAACUAUUUAAUAAGUAAUUUCAUCUGGGUGUAAAAAAAUAUAAAUAAUGUAACCUGAUUGCGUUCCGUUACUUUUGGAUUACCUCAUUAUGAAAUACAGGCUCAUAAACAAAAGAGAAAAUAAAUAUCAAUCAGAAGUUUUUUUUGUCACCUUGUGUGUGCUUAUGCACCAAACAGCAGUUCAGAGUAUUCAGCCUUCUUGGAGACCCUGAAAGAAGUCCUGUAUGGGGCUCCUGAAGGGGACUCCUUAGUCUUGCUGGGAGACUUCAACGCACACGUGGGCAAUGAUGGAGACACUUGGAGGGGCGUGAUUGGGAGGAACGGCCCCCCUGAUCUGAACCGGAGUGGUGGUUUGUUACUGGACUUCUGUGCUAGUCAUGGAUUGGCCAUAACCAAACACCAUGUUCGAACAUAAGGAUGCUCAUAAGUGUACGUGGUACCAGAGCACCCUAGGCAGAAGGUCCAUGAUCGAUUUUGUUAUCGUAUCAUCGGACCUGAGGCCGCAUGUUUUGGACACUCGGGUGAAGAGAGGGGCGGAGUUGUCAACUGAUCACCAUCUGGUGGUGAGUUGGGUCGAGUGGCAAGGGAAGCCUCUGGACAGACCCGUUAAGCCCAAACGUGUAGUGCGGGUGAACUGGGAACGUCUGGAGGACUCCCAAGUCCAGGAGGCCUUCAACUCACACCUCCGGCGGAGCUUAUCAGGCAUCCCUCUGGAGGCUGGGGACAUUGAACCAGAGCAGGCGGUGUUCAAAGCCUCCAUUGCCGAAGCUGCGGUGGGGAGCUGUGGUCUCAAGGUCUUAGGUGCCUCAAGGGGCGGUAACCCUUGAACCUCCUGGUGGACACCGGUGGUCAGGGAAGCCGUCCGACUGAAGAAGGAGGCCUUCCGGGAUAUGUUAUCCCUGGGUACUCCUGACGCAGUUGCAAGGUAUUGACGGGCCCGAAGGGCAGCAGCCUCAGCCGUGGCCAAGGCAAAGCAGCGGGUGUGGGAGAAGUUCGGAGAACCCAUGGAGAAGGACUUUCGGUCGGCACCAAAGUUGUUCUGGAAAACCGUCCGACACCUCAGGAGGGGGAAGCAGGGAACCAUCCAAGCUGUGUACAGUAAGGAUGGGACGCUGUUGACCUCAACUGAUAGGGUGUUAGGGCGGUGGAAGGAACACUUUUAGGAACUCCUGAAUCCGACAACUCCGCCCUCUAUGUUAGAGGCGGAGCUGGAGUAUGAAGGGGGAUCAAUUCCAAUCUUACGGGGGGAAGUCACUGAGGUAGUUAAACAGCUCCACAGUGGCAAAGCCCCGGGGGUGGAUGAGAUCCGCCCAGAAAUGCUGAAGGCUCUGGGUGUUGAGGGACUGUCAUGGUUGACACGUCUCAUCAACAUUGUGUGGAAGUCGGAAACAGUACAGACGGAGUGGCAGACCGGGGUGGUGGUUCCUCUUUUUAAAAAGGGGGAUCAGAGGGUGUGUGCCAAUUACAGAGGCAUCACAUUACUCAGCCUCCCCGGGAAAGUUUACUCUAAGGUGCUGGAAAGGAGGGUCCGGCCGAUUGUCGAACCUCAGAUUGAGGAGAAACAAUGCGGUUUUCGUCCUGGUCGUGGAACGAUGGACCAGCUUUUCACUCUCGCAAGGAUCCUGGAGGGGGCCUGGGAGUAUGCUCAUCCGGUCUAUAUGUGCUUUGUGGAUUUGGAGAAGGUGUAUGACCGGGUUCCCAGGGAGAUACUGUGGGAGGUGGAAGGAACACUUUGAGGAACUCCUGAAUCCGACAACUCCGCCCCCGGCUAAAUGAUGGUCGAACUCUCAAACUGAUGGUUCAUAUUCCUUUAUUUGCGAACCGUGAUCCAUUAAAGAACGCACCGUAUGAACACACCGUAUGAACACACCGUAAGAGCUAUAAAGACAAAAGAAAAAUACAGUUACCUUUCCUUUUACUUAAAUGAAAUUAUUUUUAACUGCUUUUAUCACAUAAACAAUCAUGUAAGUUUACUCCCCUUUUCUCUAUUUUAAUUAAAAGACAAUCUCCAAUGGAGUGCUGUAUUACCAUGAAAUAAACAGUUUUUAACCUUAGCAGACCUCACAUAAAACAGACAAAAUACAUCCUGUUGCAUUAAUGAAACAACCAACGAGUUAGCUUAGCUCCAUCUCACUUCAAUACAGACCGACACAGUAAAUUGUUUUUGGUGUUUGCAUAGUGGUCUAGCUUUUUGUCAUCGAUGCAUUUUUGUUAAAUGGUUCACGUGAAGUAUUUGAUACAAGGUCUUACACUGUUUUAAGUGUAGAGGCUCAGGCUUGUUUUUAAAAAAUAAAAGAAUAUAUUGUGCUGCCCUAGCAAAUGUUUAUUAAGGUAUUAUUCUAUGCAGAGUUUAGUCGAGAACCUACAUGUAUACAAAUGUGUUUUAUUUUAAAAUGUUAUUGAACAUGUUUCCUACUGUACUGAAAAGCCCAUUCUCAGUGUUAGUGCACUUCCUCAUCACACUGCUUGGAAAAUUUGAGAAAAAGAUUAGAAUAUAAAUACUUAACCAGAAUAAACACAACAUGAAUUUGCAUUAAUAACA